AUGAAGUCUGUACGCUUGAUGCACGCUCUGUGCAGGAGUGUCCAGCACACAUUCCUGGCCAGACGCAGAGAUGUGGAACAGCGACGGCACUACGCCGAGAAAUGUGACUCGGUGAUCAAAGGCGUUGUGGUGGGCGUGUACGCCAAGGAGGGCGACCGCCAGCCCAAGAUGACACCAUCCGGCGAGAAGUUUGACGAUCGCGUCCAGGGUAAGAUCACUGAUCUAAUACGCGAGAUGGGCCUGAGUGGCCAGCUGGGAAAAGGCCGUGUCUUUAUGAACGUGGAUGCGGAGUUCCGUGCGGUGGCCGUGGUCAGCGUGGGACAGGAGGGGGCCGGCUUCAACGACCUGGAGAUGAUCGACGAGGGAAUGGAGAACGCUCGCGUCGCUGCCGGCGUGGGGGCUCGUGCCCUUCAACUGCAGAGCUGCACAGAUGUCUUCGUGGAGUCGAUGGAGUAUGCGGAGCAGGCGGCCGAGGGGAGCGCCUUGGCCGUCUGGCGCUACAACACCAACAAGCGCCGUCGGGACCGCACAAUCAUUUCCAAACUGGAGCUGUACGACUCUCCCGACUCGGAUGCCUGGAUGCAGGGCCUGUUCAAGGCCGAAUCGCAGAACCUGGCCCGUCGCCCGACGCCAACAAUCUUCGCCCAGUCAACGGUGGAUGCCCUGUGCCCCUGCGGGACUGGAUCGACUGCCCUUAGCUGCGAGCCGCCGAUCAUCUUGGAAAUCGCCUACUGCGGCACCGCACCCGAGGACAAGCCCAUCCUCCUGCUGGGCAAGGGCAUCACAUUCAACAGCGGGGGCCUCUGCCUCCGUCCCAAGGACUGCUUGUCCAUGUACCGCGGCUGCAUGUCCGGUGCAGCCGCCUGCGUGGGCGUCAUCCGAGCCGCCGCCGGCCUAUCGCUGCCCCUAAACAUAACGGCACUGCUGCCGCUGUGCGAGAACAUGCCCUCCGGAAUGGCGGCCAAGCCUGGCGACGUGGUGUCCCUCCUCAAUGGCAAAACUCUCGGCUUCGUGGACGUCAGCAAGGCUGGUGUGAUGGCCAUGGCCGAUCCCUUGCUCUACGCCCAGACGAUCUACAAGCCGCGCAUGGUCGUGGACAUUGCUACAGUGGGCUACGCCGUCUGCCCAGCGCUGGGCGGAGCAGCAGCCGGGAUUUUCAGCAAUUCGAACUUCGUCUACAAGCAGUUCGAGAAGGCCGGUGCCCUUACGGGGGAUCGCGUUUGGCGUCUGCCCCUGUGGCGCUACUUCAAGGAGCUGAUCAUGCCGAACGAGACCUUUGACAUCAGCAACCGCGGACGUGGCCCCGCCUCCAGCUGGGCCCACCUGGACAUCCGCAACGUGGGCAUGCUGACGCGCUACAACCCCAAGAGGUUACACGAACACAUUUUUAUUAUUGUUCAAUUUUAA
Messenger RNA from Drosophila miranda, 1407 nucleotides. RefSeq names its product cytosol aminopeptidase-like. Gene Ontology annotation, molecular function: metalloaminopeptidase activity; manganese ion binding. The transcript is spliced from 2 exons. Lineage: Eukaryota; Metazoa; Arthropoda; Insecta; Diptera; Drosophilidae. Gene Ontology annotation, cellular component: cytoplasm. The coding region runs from base 1 to 1407 and encodes 468 amino acids. The record is from RefSeq and is a predicted model, not a curated record. Gene Ontology annotation, biological process: proteolysis.